AUGCCGAUCCCGAUCACCAGAACGGAAAGCGUGCCGGCCAACCUGACGGCGUCCCGCUCGGCUGCUGCUGGUGCGGCGUCGACGUCGACGUCGUCGUCGUCGCCGUCGGCCGGCGCGUCGGUCACUUCGGUGGCGGCGAUGCCUGUGGAGGCGGCGGCUUCGCUGGCCAUCAGCGCGGCGCUCAGCAACGACUUCGUGUCGCGCAACAAGCUGCAGGUGGGCGGCGGCUGGGGGCAGCUGCUGAGGAAGGCCGUGUGCACUUUGCAGAGGGGCAAGAUCCCGCUGCUGCUGGCCGUCGAGGCGGGCAACCAGUCCAUGUGCCGCGAGCUGCUGUCGCAGCAGACGGCCGAGCAGCUGCGCGCCACCACCGACAACGGCGACACCGCGCUGCACCUGGCCACCAGGCGGAGAGACGUCGACAUGGUGCGCAUCCUGGUCGACUACGGCGCCAACGUCGACAUGCAGAACGGGGAGGGCCAGACAGCGCUUCACAUCGCCGCCGGGGAGGGCGAUGAGUCUCUGGUCAAGUACUUCUACACGGUGCGGGCCAACCCCUCCAUCAUCGACAACCAAGACCGGACGCCGAUGCACCUGGCGGCGGAGAAUGGCCACGCUGGCGUCAUCGAACUGCUGGCGGACAAGUACAAGGCGUCCAUCUACGAGCGCACCAAGGACGGCAGCACGCUGAUGCACAUCGCCUCGCUCAACGGUCACACCGAGUGCGCCAUGAUGCUCUUCAAGAAGGGCGUCUACCUACACAUGCCCAACAAGGGCGGCGCCCGCAGUAUCCACACGGCGGCGCGCUACGGACACGUGGGCAUCAUCAGCACGCUGCUGCAGAAGGGCGAGAAGGUCGACGUACCCACGCACGACAACUACACGGCCCUGCACGUCGCUGUGGAGUCCUGCAAACCCGCCGUGGUGGAGACGUUGCUGGGAUACGGUGCGGAUGUCCACGUCAGAGGAGGUAAGCUGCGAGAGACGCCGCUGCACAUCGCGGCGCGCGUGCGCGAGGGCGACCGGUGCGCGCUGAUGCUGCUCAAGUCGGGCGCCAACUGCAACCUGACGACGGACGACGGGCGCACGCCCGUGCACGUGGCCGCCAAGCACGGCAACCUGGCCACGCUCACGCUGCUGCUCAACGACGGCGGCGACGCCCUCUUCAAGUCCAAGAACGGGGAGACGCCGCUGCACCUGGCGUGCCGCGGCUGCCGCGCAGACGUGGUCCAGCACCUGCUGCAGUGGGUGAGGGAGCAGCGCGGCCCCGAGGUGGCGGCCGCCUACGUCAACUCCGUCAACGACGACGGCGCCAGCGCGCUGCACUACGCCGCGCAGGUCUCCAAGGCGGAGGUCGAGGUGCCCGACAACGACCGACAGGUCAUCCAGCUGCUGCUCGAGGGCGGCGCCGAGGUCUCGCUCUGCACCAAGUCGGCCCAGGAGACGCCGUUCCACUGCUGCGCCCUGGCGGGCAACAACGACGUGCUGACGGAGAUGCUGUCGCGCAUGACGCAGACGGACGUGCAGAAGGCGCUGAACCGGCAGAACGCGGUGGGCUGGACGCCGCUGCUCAUCGCCUGCCACCACGGCCACAUGCGGCUCAUCUCGACGCUGCUGGCCAACCACGCGCGCGUCGACGUCUUCGACAACGAGGGCCGGUCGGCGCUGCACCUGGCGGCCGACCGCGGCUACCUGGAGGUGUGCGACGCGCUGCUCACGCACAAGGCCUUCAUCAACAGCAAGUCGCGCGUCGGCCGCACCGCCCUACACCUCGCCGCCAUGAACGGAUACGCGCACCUCUGCAGGUUCCUGGUGCAGGACCACAACGCGACGAUCGACGUGCUGACGCUGAAGAAGCAGACGCCACUGCACCUGGCGGCGGGCACGGGCCAGCUGGAGGUGUGCCGGCUGCUGCUCGAGCUGGGGGCCGACAUCGACGCCACCGACGACAUGGGCCAGAAGCCCAUCCACGCCGCCGCCCAGAACAACUUCUCCGAGGUGGCGCAGCUCUUCCUGCAGCGCCACCCCAGCCUCGUCAUGGCCUGCACCAAGGACGGCAACACGUGCGCGCACAUCGCGGCGAUGCAGGGCUCCAUCCGCGUCAUCGAGGAGCUGAUGAAGUUCGACCGGUCGGGCGUCAUCUCGGCGCGCAACCGCAUCACCGAGGCGACGCCGCUGCAGCUGGCGGCCGAGGGAGGGCACGCCGACGUCGUGCGGGCGCUGGUGCGCGCCGGCGCCUCCUGCACCGACGAGAACAAGGCGGGCUUCACGGCGGUGCACCUGGCGGCGCAGAACGGCCACAACCAGGUGCUGGACGUGAUGCGCUCCACGCAGUCGCUGCGCGUCUCCAGCAAGAAGCUCGGCGUCACCGCACUCCACGUGGCCGCCUACUUCGGACAGGCCGAGACGGUGCGCGAGCUGUUGAUCCACGUGCCGGCGACAGUGAAGUCGGACCCGCCGGCGGGCAGCAGCCUCGUGGGCGAGUUGGGGAACGAGUCGGGCAUGACGCCGCUCCACCUGGCCGCCUACUCGGGCAACGAGAACGUGGUGCGCCUGCUGCUCAACUCGGCAGGAGUCCAGGUCGACGCCGCCACCACUGAGAACGGCUACAACCCGCUGCACCUGGCGUGCUUCGGCGGCCACAUCACGGUGGUGGGCCUGCUGGUGAGCCGCGCCGCCGACCUGCUGCAGAGCGGCGACAAGCACGGCAAGACGGGGCUCCACAUCGCCGCCAUGCACGGCCACUUCCAGAUGUGCGAGGUGCUGCUGGGCCAGGGCGCAGAGAUCAACGCGCCCGACAAGAACGGCUGGACUUCGCUGCACUGCGCGGCGCGCGCCGGCUACAUCGACGUGGUGCGUCUGCUGGUGGAGUCCGGGGCUUCCCCCAAGAGCGAGACCAACUACGGCAGCGCCCCCAUCUGGUUCGCCGCCGCAGAGGGCCACAACGACGUGCUCAAGUACCUCAUGACCAAGGAGCACGACACAUACUCGCUGAUGGACGACCGCAGGUUUGUUUACAACUUGAUGAUAUGCAGCAAAAACAAUAACAACAAAACAAUUGAAGACUUCAUCCUGGUGUCACCAGCUCCUGUUGACACUGCAGCUAAAUUGUCAAAUAUCUUUGUUGUACUUUCUACAAAGGAGAAAGAGAGAGCUAAAGACUUGAUAGCUGCUGGUAAGCAGUGUGAGACAAUGGCAACAGAGCUGCUGGCCCUGGCUGCUGGGUCAGAUUCAGCAGGUCGUAUUCUGACUGCUACUGACAGACGAAACAUAGAGUUCCUCGAUGUACUCAUUGAAAAUGAGCAGAAGGAGGUCAUUGCACACAUGGUUGUACAACGGUAUCUUCAGGAACUCUGGCAAGGAAGUUUAAACUGGGCAGCAUGGAGAACAAUGUUGCUGUUUGUUGCGUUCUUAGUGUGCCCUCCAGUAUGGAUUGGUUUUACACUCCCACUGGGCCACAAAUAUAACAAGGUGCCUAUCAUCAAGUUUAUGUCAUACCUGACAUCACAUAUGUACCUGAUGCUGUUCCUCAUGCUGACUGGAAUUACACCAUUUUACCCAGUAGUGAGGCCAAAAUUGAUCCCUUACUGGUAUGAAUGGGUGCUACUUGUGUGGUUAUCAGGAUUGUUGCUCUUUGAACUUACAAAUCCCAGUGACAAGAGUGGACUUGGUUGGAUCAAGGUAGCCGUGUUGCUGUUUGGCAUCUUUGGAGUGGCAGCACAUUUGGCAGGCAUGCUGUUUGUUCCGAGAAUUUAUUGGCCUACUCUCAUGUACAUCAGAAAUCAAUUGUUUGCCAUGUCUUUUCUUUUGGCAUGUGUGCAGAUUCUUGACUUUCUGUCCUUUCACCAUCUAUUUGGACCAUGGGCUAUCAUUAUAGGAAAUCUUAUGAAAGACUUGGCACGCUUCCUUGCUGUGCUUGCCAUUUUUGUAUUUGGGUUUUCAAUGAAUAUUGUUGCAUUGAAUCAGCCUUUCAAGAACUAUACACCUGAGCAACUACAGAAAAACAUCAACCCACUGGCACAGGAGUUGAGGGGGCAUAGACCACACUGUGAGGUGUAUCUCACACCACUGGAAGCAUUUGAAUUGCUGUUUUUUGCUGUGUUUGGGAUGACGACUGUUGAAAAUGUCAGAAAACAUACUAACAAGACUCAGCCAGAUUGGACGAAUGCUCUCUUUAAGGGCAUGUUCAUGGUGUACAUGCUGGUGUCUGUUGUUGUAUUGAUAAAUCUGCUUAUUGCUAUGAUGAGUGACACAUACCAGCGUAUCCAAGCACAGUCAGAUAUUGAGUGGAAAUAUGGUUUAGCAAAGCUAAUUCGCAAUAUGCAUCGUACUACAACCACUCCGUCACCAUUAAAUCUCAUUACGUCAUGGCUUCUUUACUUCCUUCGUUUAUGCAAGCAGAAGAUGACAAAACGUAAGAGACCCAGUCUGGUGCAAAUGAUGGGUCUCCAGAGGUCUAGAGCCAGUGCAAGAUCAAAAAUGGGAGCAAAAUGGCUAGCAAAAGUUAAGAAAGGCCAAGUUGCUCCUAAAGAUUCAGUUGCUCUGAGUGUUGUACACUUGAGCCCUCUUGGAUCACAGCUAAGCUUUAACAAUGUCACACGGAUAGAAAAUGUGACAGAUUGGGAAGCAAUAGCUAAAAAAUACAGAAUUCUGAUGGGUGAGGUUGAAGAAAGAGUUGGAAGCUCUGCAUCAGAUGAUGAUAUUUCAAAUGUUGAAAAUGAAUCCAACAAUAACCAUGAGAGCUAAAGACUCAUUACAUUGCUAAUAUUGUAUGAAUCUAUGUAAUAUCAUAUUAAAGCCUAAUCAUAUGUAGAUUUCAUAAAUUAAGAUAUUUUCUCUGAAAAAAAAAAAACUGGGCUUCCGA
Schistocerca piceifrons (Central American locust) is the source of this 4861-nucleotide messenger RNA. It is a transcript of the gene nompC, whose product is annotated as serine/threonine-protein phosphatase 6 regulatory ankyrin repeat subunit A. The transcript has 23 exons. Gene Ontology annotation, biological process: calcium ion transmembrane transport; GPI anchor biosynthetic process. NCBI's taxonomy places the organism in Eukaryota, Metazoa, Arthropoda, Insecta, Orthoptera, Acrididae. The coding region runs from base 1 to 4743 and encodes 1580 amino acids. Gene Ontology annotation, cellular component: membrane; glycosylphosphatidylinositol-N-acetylglucosaminyltransferase (GPI-GnT) complex. The record is from RefSeq and is a predicted model, not a curated record. Gene Ontology annotation, molecular function: protein binding; calcium channel activity.